AUGGCGGGACAAGCAUUUAGGAAGUUUCUGCCUCUGUUUGACCGGGUGCUGGUGGAAACCAUCACCAAAGGAGGCAUUAUGCUCCCGGAGAAGUCCCAAGGGAAGGUGCUGCAGGCGACAGCAGUGGCUGUGGGAUUGGGAAAGGGUGCAGAGAUUCAGCCAGUUACUGUCAAAGUGGGAGAUAAAGUUCUUCUGCCAGAAUAUGGAGGCACCAAAGUAGUUCUAGAUGACAAGGAUUAUUUUCUAUUUAGAGAUGGCGACAUUUUUGAAAAACACGUAGCUUGA
This is a messenger RNA of Ochotona curzoniae (black-lipped pika), 285 nucleotides long. RefSeq names its product 10 kDa heat shock protein, mitochondrial-like. Bases 1 to 285 code for a protein of 94 amino acids. The record is from RefSeq and is a predicted model, not a curated record. Gene Ontology annotation, cellular component: mitochondrial matrix. Gene Ontology annotation, molecular function: metal ion binding; ATP binding; protein-folding chaperone binding. Lineage: Eukaryota; Metazoa; Chordata; Mammalia; Lagomorpha; Ochotonidae. The transcript has a single exon.